UUGACUAUAUAAAGGUUCACUUGAACCUUGUUCACUCAGUCUCAACCUCAACUUCCAUCACCAUGUUUAAGACAGUGAUCUCUGUGUUGGCCAUCUUCCUGUUUGUGGCCUCUACCAUGGCCAGUCCCAUGCCUGAGCCUGGCUACCUUCGCUAUGGUGGCUAUGGAGGCUAUGGAGGCUAUGGAGGCUAUGGAUAUGGGGGCUAUGGAGGCGGAUACGGCUAUGGCGGUGGAUAUGGGGGAUAUGGAGGCCGUGGAUUCGGCUAUGGCGGCUAUGGCGGCUAUGGUGGUUAUGGACGUUAAGGACUGUCUUGCCUGAUGCAACACAAACUGUGUCUUGCCUGAUGCAACACAAACUGUGUCUUGCUUGAUGCAACACAAACUGUGUCUUGCCUGAUGCAACACAAACUGUGUCUUGCCUGAUGCAACACAAACUCUGGAUUGGACUUAUUACACCUUCCUUAACCCAGUAAUUUAUUUCCUUCCACAUUUACCCUUAUAAGAUCAAUUUAUAUUUAUAAAAUAAACAAUACAUCAAAUUUU
Molecule: messenger RNA, 542 nt
Organism: Cherax quadricarinatus
Lineage: Eukaryota; Metazoa; Arthropoda; Malacostraca; Decapoda; Parastacidae
Product: neuropeptide-like protein 31
Source: RefSeq, a predicted model, not a curated record